GAUUUUACCUUAUAUAUAUAUAGAGACACACAUAUUACUAUGUAUACUUAUUAGGGCUAUAUGCUACACACCAGUCAAUAUAAAAAAGCUGCACACCUACUGCAACUACAAAAGAGCACACCCCAUUUUCCUUCUUUCUGUCCCCUACACAAAGCCCUUCGCCAAUUCCAAAGCCACCACCAAGAAGACAGUAAAAAAGGGUUAUUGGCUUCUUUUCAAAGAAAUAAAGCUAAAGAUGGGUGAGAGCAAUGAUGAUUUUGGCCUGAGUUUGAGCCUGGGAUUGCCGCCGCCGGCGACCACCAACGGCAAAAACGUCGGUAAUGGGUUUGAGCCGACAGCCCCCCGUUCUUUCCCGCUCAAUCUUCUCCACCCUCGCCUCCCUUUCAUGCAACACAGGAAUCUCCACUCUUCUUCUGAAAAUGGCGGGGGGAUAGAUAUAAACCAGCCAGUGACGGCGUCGGAGUACGACGACAAUGCGAUGGCGUCGUCGCCGCACAGCACGGCCUCGACGGUGACCGGGAAGCGAAGCGAGAGGGAGUACGAGACGGCGGCGGAGGCGGAGGCGGAGAUGGCCACCUCCUCCAUGGAGGAGGACGAUGCCGGAGACGACGCGGCGGCCGCCGCCGCCGCCAGGAAGAAGCUGCGGCUGAGCAAGGAACAGGCGGCGGUUCUUGAGGACACUUUCAGAGGCCACAACACGCUCAACCCGAAGCAAAAGGUGGCCUUGGCGAAACAGCUCAAUCUUAAGCCCAGACAAGUGGAGGUCUGGUUCCAGAACAGAAGGGCAAGGACGAAGCUGAAGCAGACAGAGAUAGAUUGCGAGUACUUGCGGCGGUGCUGCGAGCGGCUCGCCGACGAAAACCGGCGUUUACACAAGGAGGUCAACGACCUCCGGGCGCUGAAACUGUCGCCGCAGCUGUACAUGAACAUGAGCCCGCCCACCACCCUCAUCAUGUGCCCUCAGUGCCAGCGCGCGCCGCUCUCGUCUCCGCCGCCAACCUCCUCCACCUCCUCUUCAUGCGCGGCCACCAUGCCGCCCGCAGCCACCGUCCACCGCCACCAGCCGGCGCCGCCCGGGCUCAUUCAGUCAUGGACUGCCAUCCUCCAGCCUCAGCCGCACCGCCCCCAACUGUAAUUUUAAUUUGGCCCAUAUAUGCCCUUGUACCGUAGGGUGUUUACAUUUUUAAGGGCAGAGGAUUUUGGUUUUUUUGGGUGUAUGUUUAGGAGGGUAAUUUGGUCAGAAUUGAGUAGAGAGUUAUUUAUUGUUUUAGAUAUAUAUACCAUUGCCUAAUUGUGUUGAUAUCUUUGGCAUGUAAUUAAAUUGGGGAAAUGAAUAGAUUAUUAUAUAGUCUUUGCA
This is a messenger RNA of Ipomoea nil (Japanese morning glory), 1357 nucleotides long. Its product is annotated as homeobox-leucine zipper protein HAT4-like. Gene Ontology annotation, molecular function: DNA-binding transcription factor activity, RNA polymerase II-specific; sequence-specific DNA binding. Gene Ontology annotation, cellular component: nucleus. The transcript has 4 exons. NCBI's taxonomy places the organism in Eukaryota, Viridiplantae, Streptophyta, Magnoliopsida, Solanales, Convolvulaceae. The record is from RefSeq and is a predicted model, not a curated record. Gene Ontology annotation, biological process: regulation of DNA-templated transcription. Bases 236 to 1135 code for a protein of 299 amino acids.